Anopheles aquasalis is the source of this 690-nucleotide messenger RNA. RefSeq lists its product as uncharacterized. The record is from RefSeq and is a predicted model, not a curated record. Lineage: Eukaryota; Metazoa; Arthropoda; Insecta; Diptera; Culicidae.
AUGGUUAAGGUGAAGGUGUACUAUAAGUUAAAGACCUUUCAACCGUUCCUGAUUGAUAUGGAACAGGAGGGAUGCGAGUAUAUCCACAACAGGCCGAUCAUUCCGCAGACAGAUUACAUUUACGAUAUCAUGAAGAAAACUGCUCCGGACAUAUCGACUCCUUGUCCACAUGGUACUAACAGUACUAAAUCGUACAACAUCAAAAUAACCAAGUAUCUCUGCGUUAAUGCUCCUUACAAACGCAGCACCCUGCACUAUUGCAAAACGGUUCUGCAGCGCAACCAACCCGCGAAAUUGAACGUUUCAAUAUCAGUACCAGAGACACUGGAUUACACCUUAGUAAAGGUGAAGGUGUACUAUAAGUUCAAGACCUUUCAACCGUUCCUGAUUGAUGUGGAACAGGAGGGAUGCGAGUAUGUCCGCAACAGGCCGAUUAUUCCGGAGAGUGAUUUUGUUUACAACAUCAUGAAGAAAACUGCUCCAGACAUAUCGACACCUUGUCCACAUGGCAAUCGAACGUAUACGAUGUUAUGGUGGUUGGAGGAGCGUUACACACCCAAGUCGAUCCCCGCCGGUGAUUAUAGGGUGGAUGUGCAAUUCAUCGCCAAGGACGAUGUGCUAAUUUUCGCAUUGGAGGCAUAUAUUUCUGUACGCAGGAAGGGUGUGCUUGGGUCAAUGCUGGAAUGGUAG